AUGAGUCUAAUGCGUGCUUAUGUGAGAGUUAAAUAUGGAAUUUAUUUGGAUAGCUCUAGUGAUGAAGAAGAGAAAGCUUUGCUAAUGUUUACACAACUAUGUUUGGAUGAACUAUUGCAUAUUAUUAGACAACCGAUACCCAGGAAGGUACAAACACGUAGUUUAAUAACGCGUGAUCGAGUGUGGCAUGAUGCCAAAAUGAUGAAUGAUUAUAUUACGCCUGGAACUGGCUAUACCUCAAGACAAUUCAAACAACGUCUAGGAAUGAGGGAAGGCUUAUUCGAGAAAUUUUUAGGAAAAUUGCUUGAAGUUGAUCCAGAAUGGCACCAAUGUCCAGAUGGAACCGAUACUAUGGGGCAUUCUCCACAUAUGAAAUUAGUUGUCGUGAUGAAAUGUUUAUGCAAAAGUACGGCAGUUGAUAGUGUUAAUGAUUACACUCGUAUGGGUGCAACUACAAUAUACAUGUAUCUAAAAAUAUUUUUCCACACCAUUUGCAUGACUUUUGGAGAAACCUUUGGAGAAAGAUAUUUGCGUGAACCCACUCCUGGAGAUUUUCAUAGGUUGCUAGCUAAGAAUGCGGAACGAGGUUUUCCUGGAAUGCUCGGUAGUGUUGAUUGUAUACAAUGGCCAUGA
Messenger RNA from Papaver somniferum (opium poppy), 633 nucleotides. RefSeq lists its product as uncharacterized. The record is from RefSeq and is a predicted model, not a curated record. Lineage: Eukaryota; Viridiplantae; Streptophyta; Magnoliopsida; Ranunculales; Papaveraceae. The coding region runs from base 1 to 633 and encodes 210 amino acids. The transcript has a single exon.